AUGCGGCCUCGAUUGGCAGUAUUAAGGGCUAUCCCAAUCCGCGGAAUACCAUGUCGCAAAUCCUAUUCGACAGCUCCCCGGAUAUCACUCGCAUAUGAUCUCCACGAACCGUCGAAACCCUCCAAUGCUCCGCGGGCCAUAAUCUUCAUGCACGGUCUAUUCGGGUCCAAGAAGAAUAACAGGGGCAUCAGUAAGGCACUUGCAAGGGAUCUAGGACGGCCUGUAUAUGCGGUAGACUUGCGAAACCACGGGGACUCACCUCACAACCCUAAUCAUGAUUACAUGGCUAUGGCGGAUGAUGUUGCGGGGUUCAUUGAAGAACAUCAAUUGAAGAACACUACCCUGAUCGGGCACUCGAUGGGAGCGAAAACGGCUAUGACGUUGGCACUGAAGGCUCCCGAUAUGAUAGACAAUAUCGUGUCUGUAGAUAAUGCCCCGCUGGAUGCUGCUCUGUUGAGCAAUUUUGGCAAAUACAUACAAGGCAUGAAGAAGAUUGAAGAGGCGGGAGUUACUAGGCAGGCGGAGGCAGACAAGAUCUUGCAAGAGUACGAGGAGGCAAGUACACCAAUAUCAAGGGGCCUGUCUCUCCCUAUCCGACAGUUCCUCUUAGGGAACCUAUAUCGACCGCCAGGGGAGAAGAUACAGAAGUUCAAGGUUCCGCUGCGAAUACUGGGCUCUGCGUUGGACAACCUUGGAGAUUUUCCCUUCAAAGACCCAGGAGCAGUACGAUUUGAGAAGCCAGCGUUGUUCGUGCGUGGGACACAAAGCAAAUACGUUCCUGAUGAAGCUCUGCCUAUAAUAGGGCAGUUCUUUCCGAGGUUCGUUCUGGCAGAUAUAGAUGCUGGACACUGGGUGAUCUCGGAGAAGCCUGAAGAGUUUAGACAAGCCGUGGUAGAAUUCCUAAGCCCCAAAGAAUAA
Messenger RNA from Lachnellula hyalina, 918 nucleotides. Its product is annotated as Abhydrolase domain-containing protein. The transcript is spliced from 5 exons. The coding region runs from base 1 to 918 and encodes 305 amino acids. Gene Ontology annotation, cellular component: mitochondrion. The record is from RefSeq and is a predicted model, not a curated record. Gene Ontology annotation, molecular function: catalytic activity. Lineage: Eukaryota; Fungi; Ascomycota; Leotiomycetes; Helotiales; Lachnaceae.